AUGGCUGGGGUCACCCAGCGACCCUCUGAGGACCUUCCAUCUUUCAUAGUUAGGGUGGAACAGAGCAUACAGAGAAAGUUUCCCCCAGGUCAUCUCCGGGACCAGUUUGUAAAAAUGCUAGUGUGGGACGGCAUGACUGCAGACCACAAGCUUGCCUGUGCCAGGCUCAAAGAUCGUUCUAUGGAAAAGGGGGUCAUUGCCAGUAGAGACGUGCCAGACCCCAUUAACCUUUUUACAAACAGCUUAUAUGCGGCCAAUCUUCUCCCUGGGCUUCUGGGAGCCCACAUUCGCUUAGAUUGUAAUCCCAUUUCCUCCCUCAUGAUACAAGUAAGGAAUACCUUACAAGGCCGCAAUAACCCUAUUUUUGUCCAACACCUUCGGCAUCAAGGGAUGCCAGGAUUUCUCGCCACUGGAAAUGCCCAGGCAGACACUCUUGCCUCUCAGGGCCCUAAAAUAUAUACAAUUGAUAGUGCCAACCAACUGCACACUUUAACUCGUGUUUAUAAAGCCGAAGUGUCCUGCACUGCACCUACCGCUAUUACAAAGACGAUGUCUGGUUCUGAGCCCAUAGUGAGUGGAAACCAGUCCCUCUGCACCAAAUUCACAUUUAUAGCUUUUUCCUCUCUGGCAGAGUUACAACUUGUACUCUUCAUUGUGUUCCUAAUCAUCUACCUAUUUACUGUAGGAGGAAACCUUAUCAUCGUCUGUCUGAUCUGGGUCACCCCUUCCCUGCACACUCCCAUGUAUUUCUUCCUGGCAAACCUCUCCUUUUUGGAGACGUGCUAUAUCAGCAGUGUGGUGCCCCAGAUGAUGGUGCACCUGCUGUUGGAGAUCAAGACCAUAAGUGUGGGAGGCUGUGCAGCCCAGAUGUACAUAUUUACCAUCUUGGGACUGACAGAGUGCUGCCUGUUAGCAGCCAUGGCUUAUGACCGCUUUGUAGCUAUUUGUUACCCACUGCAUUAUACUCUCCUGAUGGGCCCUCGGGUGUGUUUGAAAUUGGCUGCAGCAUCUUGGAUCACCGGGGUGGUAGUGGAGUCAGCCCAGACCACUUGGAUCUUCACUCUGCCUUUCUGUGGAACAGGGAAAAUUCAGCAUUUUUUUUGUGAUAUUAUCCCUGUAGUGAAACUGGCUUGUGUUGAUACCUCCCGCAAUGAGGUUGUGUUGUUUGCUGUCUCCAUGCUCUUCAUUAUGGGUCCCUGUCUCCUCAUUCUGUGCUCCUAUAUGCACAUUCUAGUGACCAUCCUGAGAAUCCCUUCAGCAGCCGGCAAGCAGAAAGCUUUCUCCACUUGCUCUUCUCAUAUCCUGGUUGUUUCUCUGUUCUAUGGCACUGCCUUGUUUACUUAUCUCCAACCUAAGACUGUACACACUCCAGAAACAGACAAAGCAACGGCACUCAUGUACACAGUGGUCACACCUGCUCUGAAUCCUGUUAUCUAUACCUUGAGGAACAAGGAAGUGAAGGAAGCCUUUCAGAGGGUAACACAAAAGAACGCUGUUAGUCAAAUUGCUUAA
Messenger RNA from Galeopterus variegatus (Sunda flying lemur), 1512 nucleotides. Its product is annotated as olfactory receptor 10C1-like. Gene Ontology annotation, cellular component: membrane. Gene Ontology annotation, molecular function: olfactory receptor activity; G protein-coupled receptor activity. Lineage: Eukaryota; Metazoa; Chordata; Mammalia; Dermoptera; Cynocephalidae. The record is from RefSeq and is a predicted model, not a curated record. Gene Ontology annotation, biological process: G protein-coupled receptor signaling pathway. The transcript has 4 exons. The coding region runs from base 1 to 1512 and encodes 503 amino acids.